Molecule: messenger RNA, 2681 nt
Organism: Contarinia nasturtii (swede midge)
Lineage: Eukaryota; Metazoa; Arthropoda; Insecta; Diptera; Cecidomyiidae
Product: protein peste-like
Exons: 6
Coding region: 611-2254 (547 amino acids)
Cellular component (GO): membrane; cytoplasm
Molecular function (GO): scavenger receptor activity
Source: RefSeq, a predicted model, not a curated record
UCUGAUUAGUGUGAUUCGAGUAGCACAUACGAUAAGAUCUCCGUAGUCAUUGCUCUGACAGUGGUUGUGACAAAUCAUUUGUCUAAUUUUAUUAAUUUUCUGUGUGUUUUUUGUUUUGACUGUUAAUAUAUAUGUAAAUUCUAUUCGAAACACUGCCCAAUAAAUAAUUGAAAGUCAUUGCCCGUUUUUUGCUAAAUAGUUUGUUUGUGCAUAUAGUGUGUCAAGUGCUUUUCUACAACAAUAUUUAAGACGUACGAAUUCAAAACGAUUGAUCAAUGCAGAAUCACACGUGCAAUUUUUGUGGGUUAGAAAACGUGAUCGGUUAAAUUUUCGUUAUUCGUUAAUCGACGCACCGAAUCAAAUUUGAACAUUUUGAUAAUCUUUCAAUCAGAGAUUAUUUUCAACGAAGAUACACAACAAGCAAGCAAACGAUUGAAUGCUCAUUAUCUGUUAUCAGGAAAAUACAUUCGCGUAGAGGAAGCAACAUCAGUCUGAUUUGACUUGGUUGAAUUUAGUCAGUUGUAUUUGAUUUGGAGCGACGCUGACGAUAACGAAAGCCUAAAACACAAUUGGAAAUCGUAAAUAAUCCAGACAUUUAACCGAUAACAAAAUGCAUUUCGUCAAUCGAAACUGUAUGCUCACAUGCAUUGGUAUUGGGUUCAUCAGUUUGGGUACUAUCUGCGCAAUAUUUUGGAUGGAUUUCUUUACCAGUAUGCUGGCAAAAGAAUUAGCAUUAGGACCAAAAACAAAAAGCUAUGAAUUAUGGCGAAAUCCACCAUUACAGCUGAAUUUCGAUAUCUACUUGUUUAAUUGGACGAAUCCAUGUAAUCUAACAGCAGACGAUUAUGAAAAGCCGAUACUUGAGGAGAUUGGACCGUAUCGUUUUCGAGAAAAAUCAUUGAAGACCAGAGUAAAAUGGCAUGAAAACAAUUCAACGAUCAGUUAUCGACGCAAAAGUACAUACUACUUCGUGGAAGAGGAGAGCGUUGGUCGUCUCGAUGAUAAAAUCGUAACAAUAAAUGCUGUGGCUGUGUCAGCAGCGCACACCGCACGAAACUGGGGCUACGUGAUGCAAAAACAAGUUAGCAUGGGACUGACAUUGUACAAUCAACAUACGUUUGUAACGAAAAUGGCACGCGAGCUACUGUUCGAUGGAUACGAGGAGGAUUUAAUUGACAUGGCCAAUGAGAUGUCAAAAUUAGGCGCAUUCAAAUUAAACAUUCCAUAUGAUAAAUUUGGAUGGAUGUAUCGCAGAAAUGAGAGCGAAGACUUGGCGGGUCAUUUUAAUAUACACACUGGACAAGGUGAUAUUUCUGAAUUGGGUAAAUCCAAAACGUGGAACUAUCAACCAGAAACACCAUAUUAUGACAGUCCAUGCAACGAGGUUCGAGGUAGCGGUGGCGAGUUUUAUGCACCGGGUCAAACAAAAGAACGGCCACUCACAUUUUUCAAUGGUGAACUAUGCCGUUAUCUCGAUUUAUAUUACACGUCCGAAGAAGUGAUAAAUGGACUAAAUGUGUAUAGGUACGCGGCCACUGAAAGGUCUGUUGACAAUGGCACAAAGUACAGUGAAUAUGCAUGUUUUUCACCUCAUGAAAGUCUGCCAUCGGGUGUAAUGAAUGUGUCAGCAUGUCGGUAUGGAGCACCUGUGUUCAUAUCCUUUCCGCACUUUUAUGCAGCAGAUCCAUAUUAUUUGCAAUUUAUCGACGGUCUUGAGCCAAAUCAGAGCAAACAUGAGUUCCACAUUACAAUGGAACCAGACACUGGCGUUCCCGUCGAGGUGGCUGCCCGUUUACAAGUCAAUGUUAUGGUACAACCAUCACCAAAUAUUGCUCUAUUCCAAGAGGCACCCACUCUAUUCUUCCCGGCUCUGUGGUUCGAACAAAAAGUACGCAUUCCCAGUGAAAUGAUCGAUGAGCUAACGAUUGCUGCAUCAACACCAUUUAUUGGAUUUAUUUGCAUCGGUGUUUUCAUCACACUCGGAUUUAUUCUAUUGGUAUUCGUCAUGUGUCAGAAAAUACGUGAAUCAGGCCUCAAAUCGACAUUGCACAAAGACGAAUUAGGCCAGAAAAAUGGCAUUCCAAAUGAAAUACUUAAGAAAAACAUCAUUGAAGCUGAACAGUCACCAUUGAUGAACGGAAAACAUAUGAUUGGUAAGUUCGGUUUCAAACAUCAACUACCAACAGCACCAUUGGCCAUUCCAGACGCUGAUUUUGAAUAUAACGAACAAAAUUCCAUUACGAUCAAUCAUUAGAAUCAUCAAUUCAACGAUAAAUAGAGGCUAUUUCAAGAGAAAUACGCAGUACAGGAUCUAUUUAUAAUGUUAAACGCCGACAAUAUAUUUUAUUCCGUCUAAAUUUUUAUAGACUUGAAAUUUUCGGUUCGAAAAGAAAAAAAAAAAAAACGAAGGAACUCAAGGUAUUCACAUGUGCCUUAAAAAUUUCUAGAGAAAUAUUCUGUUAUCUGUGUAGCUUUAAAAACAAAUUGUAUGUUUGAAACAGUCUAGAGUCGAACUCAAAAAGGAAUUUAUACAGCAAAUCUAUGUGUGUGUGCCAAAUGCCAUAUUCUACACAUUCCGUAUUUUGUAUAUUUAAAUAAGUUAAACAAAAUUCAGUUUUUUUUCUUUGUAUACAUAUUUACAAUAAAUACGUUUUUAUGACUGAAUGUAUGAGGAAAACAAA